AUGAUAUGUCAUCUACCUCUGGAAUUGAUCCUCGACUCGCUCAGCCGCAUCGAUUACGCACCGGGAUGUCUGCAUGCUCUUCGCCCUGUGUGCCGCGAUUUUGACAAACUGUUACGACAAUUCGAACAUAGUCUGGCAGUCCAGGUCAUACGUCUGCAGUUUCCGCCUGGGAUUCUAGCCAAACAUCCCGGUUUAUAUGAUUCAGACACCAGAAUCGGGUUCAAGACGUUGGAUGAGCUGUACAUACGGUUGCAUACAUUGUUCCGGAUAGAACGAAACUGCCACAGCAUCCGAAGAAGGGAAGGUAAAGAGGCAGCAUGGAUGAGGCCUGAGUGGAUAGACCUGCAGCAAAUAGGGAUGCAUCUAAUUUACCGUCUUUACGAUGCCGGCGACCGCGAAGACAAGGCCCUCAUUAUUCGAUCAUUACCUCCCACCUCGCUCGCUAUCCUCUUACUCACCCUUCACCUCUGCAUCCACCAACUCCGUGCCGACGGCCCCAAUCUUCUCGUCCCAACAUCACCACUUCUGCACGGAAUGCUACGCUUCGAAGUCGAGCUCUGCUGUCAGGAACUUAUACUCCAACAUGGGCCAAGCUUUCUGGAUGCUUUGCUAUGCCACUGCCCUCACGCCAUCAAGCUUCUAGAGACCGAAGUCAGGAACAUUGAAGCUAGACAACUGCCUUCAGAUGGAAAGCCGAGCCAAAAGACACUGAUAGCAGAGUGCAGGUGUGCGUUAGCGAGUACACUGGGCACUGAUACUGAGGACAACAGAACAGACAUGUGGAUAGUCUUGGAAAGAAUCGGUACUUUAGACGAAGUAGAUGUUGUGAGGGUUAUCAAAGGAGAAGAACUUGUGACGAGGAAACGACAAGACUCUGGUGUCGGGUUGUAG
This is a messenger RNA of Aureobasidium namibiae CBS 147.97, 891 nucleotides long. RefSeq lists its product as uncharacterized. The transcript is spliced from 2 exons. NCBI's taxonomy places the organism in Eukaryota, Fungi, Ascomycota, Dothideomycetes, Dothideales, Saccotheciaceae. The record is from RefSeq and is a predicted model, not a curated record. The coding region runs from base 1 to 891 and encodes 296 amino acids.